GCGGGGAAGAUGGCGGAUGACAAGGAUUCCCUGCCCAAGCUUAAGGACCUGGCAUUCCUCAAGAAUCAGUUAGAACACCUGCAGCAGCGCAUGGAAGAUGAAGUCAGCAGUGGUGGUCAGAAUGGCUCACUCUUGUCCUCCCCAUUCCUCAAGGGCUUCCUGGCUGGCUAUGUGGUGGCCAAACUGAGAGCCUCUGCUGUAUUGGGUUUUGCCGUGGGUACCUGCACUGGCAUCUACGCAGCUAAGGCAUAUGCUGUGCCCAAUGUGGAGAAGACAUUGAGGGACUAUCUGCAGUCACUGCGAAAGGGUCCUGAUUAGCUCUGAAUCUCAUGGAGGCGGCGAGAAUAGCAGCUGGGUUGUUCCGGAGGAGGCCUUUCGACUACACACGCUGUAUUUGAUUUCCCUCAC
Suncus etruscus (white-toothed pygmy shrew) is the source of this 408-nucleotide messenger RNA. RefSeq names its product SLC35A4 upstream open reading frame protein-like. Lineage: Eukaryota; Metazoa; Chordata; Mammalia; Eulipotyphla; Soricidae. The record is from RefSeq and is a predicted model, not a curated record.